AUGGGGCCGCUGGCCGCCGCGAGUCGCCGCUGCGCCCUUUCCCUCACCAGCAGCAGCAGCAGCAGCAGCAGCAGCAUCAGCAGCAUCAGCAGCAGCAGCAGCCGUACCAGCACCAGCACCAGCCGCAGCGUCACCAGCCGCAGCAGCACCAGCCGCAGCAGCAGCAGCAGCAGCAGCAGCAGCAGAUUUCCCCUUUCUGCAGAUCUUAUCUGCAGGUCUUCUGCAGAAGUGUCAAUUCGCCCUUCAGGGUGUGUCUGGAGUUGGGGUGUCUGUACACCUGGGCUUCGCCGCGUGGCGAGCCUGCGUUCGCUGCUGCAGCUGCGCGGGGCCCCGCAGCAGCAGCAGCAGCAGCAGCAGCAGCAGCAGCACCCGGGGGACGAAAUCGAGGCCCAGAGGCCCCUGGCCCCAAACCCUUAUGACGGGUCUUAUAAGAGGCCCCUGGGGGCCCCCGACCCUUUCGACAUUCCCCGCGAGAAGUUCCACCAGUUCAUGUGGGGCCGCCCCCAGCGCUUCUCCAAAGAGCUCAAAGCCACGACGCUGGGCCUGGGCCUCGCCUGCUUCGGCCUCGGCCUCACUUGGCUGACGGCCUUUUUGAUGCGCCCGGACGACUUCGAGUGGGUGGAGGCGGAGCGCCGCAGGCUUGCUGCGCUCAAGCGCCGCCUGCAGCAGCAGCAGCAGCAGCAGCAGCAGCAGCAGCAGCAGCAGCAGCAGCAGCGGGGGGAGGGGGAGGGGGAGGGGGAGGGGCGGCAGGGGGGGAGGGAGGCUUGA
Molecule: messenger RNA, 768 nt
Organism: Eimeria tenella
Lineage: Eukaryota; Apicomplexa; Conoidasida; Eucoccidiorida; Eimeriidae
Exons: 2
Coding region: 1-768 (255 amino acids)
Source: RefSeq, a predicted model, not a curated record